Molecule: messenger RNA, 1380 nt
Organism: Striga hermonthica
Lineage: Eukaryota; Viridiplantae; Streptophyta; Magnoliopsida; Lamiales; Orobanchaceae
Source: the annotation of a GenBank genome assembly
AUGGUCAAAUUCCUCCCUGGCAUCUCCGGCGACCGCCGCCGAAACUCAGGCGAAUCACCACCUCCCGACACCAAUCUCCACUCCUCUUCCUCCUCUUCCUCCUCACUUUCCUUGCAAACAAGCCUCCCCUCCAUCCCUUUCCCGGCCUCCAACACCACCGCCCGCCACCAUUGCUCCGCCACCAUCCGCGCCCACUCCUCCUACGUCUUCUCCCUCGCUAUCUCCGGAAAUCUCCUCCUCUCCGCCUCCUCCUCCGGCGACCUCCGCGCCUGGGACCUCCUCCACCCCAACAACCACCACUCCUCCUCCUCCGCUUCCGCCCCCUCCCACAGCGCCGUCAAAUCCAUCGCCGUCCUCCACGACGGCCACCGCUUUUUCACCGCCCACCAUGACCACAAAAUCCGCGCCUGGAAAAUCCAAACCCACAACAUCAACAAUAACAAAAAUAGCAAAUACAAAAGAAUUUAUUUCAAUACAAUUCAAACCCAUAACAACAUAACCACUAACAAAACCACCACCACCACCAACAACAACAAAUCGAAAACAACCGAUUUGAAGCUAAUUACUACUCUACCCACGGCUUGGGACCGGUGGUUCAUGAACAUCUUCUCGGCGAAAAACUACGUGGAGAUCCGGCGACACAAAAAAUGCGCGUGGGUCCGCCAUGCGGACGCCGUGUCGGGACUCGCCCUCUCGCCCGACGGCCUACGCCUCUACUCCGUCUCGUGGGACCGCUCGAUCAAGGUGUGGCGAGCGAGUGGUGGAUUCCGCUGCGCGGAGUCCGUCCCGAACGCGCACGACGACGCCAUCAACGCCGUCGUCUGCUCCCCCGACGGGCUCGUUUUCACGGGCUCGGCAGACAAGACGAUCAAAGUGUGGAAACGAAAUGAUGAUAGUAAUAAGGGAAGGCACGUGCCAGUAAGCAUGCUCGAGGGGCACAAGUCGGCAGUGAACGCGUUGGCUUUGAACGAAAACGGGUCGGUUCUUUACUCGGGCGGGUGUGACCGAUCGGUUAUAGUUUGGGAGAGGAAGGAUAAUGAAGGUGGGGUGGUUAUGGUGGUGGCCGGAAAGUUGAGGGGUCACCGGAAAGCGAUUCUUUGCCUGGCGGCGGUUGGGGAUUUGGUUUGCAGUGGGUCGGCGGAUAAGACGGUGAGGGUAUGGAGGAAGCUGCCGGAGAGUGGCGGUGGCAGUGGUGGUUAUUCGUGUCUGGCGGUGUUGGAAGGGCAUUUGGGUCCUGUUAAGUGUCUUGCGGCGAGUCGGGAUUUUAACGACGACAGUAAAAACGACGAGGGUAAAAAUGAUGACGGGAAGUUGUACCGAGUUUACAGCGGCGGCCUGGAUUUUGAUAUCAAGGUGUGGGAAAUUUGGCCUCCUCCUUAA